Oncorhynchus keta (chum salmon) is the source of this 6852-nucleotide messenger RNA. RefSeq names its product ras association domain-containing protein 8-like. The transcript is spliced from 8 exons. Gene Ontology annotation, biological process: signal transduction. NCBI's taxonomy places the organism in Eukaryota, Metazoa, Chordata, Actinopteri, Salmoniformes, Salmonidae. The record is from RefSeq and is a predicted model, not a curated record. The coding region runs from base 673 to 2064 and encodes 463 amino acids.
GGUCCAUAAUGCCUUGCGGUGUUACAGUUCCGAUGCAAUGUAUUUACAGGCAAAAGUAAUGAAAUGGGGAGAGGCAAUUUUCCGCAGCAUAUUGGUCAACCUGCAAUGGUUAUAGCAGGGACAGUGCAUUGUUAAACUUUCAGCCAAGGAUAUCACAAUGCUGCUAAUUUUCUCAUGAUGCAGUUCUCUCUUUGCUGUGGACCGUGUCACGUUGUCGCAGUUCGUACAAGUGAUUUAUAGGCUUGCGCCGAUUCCAUUCCUCUACAGAAUUUAUUUUUCCUAAACUUCAGUCCCGAUAGAGAAGACUGAGGGGGACUUCUGUUGGUGUUUCGGCACCUACAACGCGAAGUCUGCUGCCAUUUAAGGGCAAUCUGGAUGAAGAACAAAAGCACUUUCUAACCAGCUGUAAACACACCAGGAAUAGAGAGAUCAUGAGCCAGGCCAGAGAUAAAGAGCCAGGAUGAAAACAACAAUGUCAUGUCCAGCUGGUCCCAGAAUGCCUGGCUGGGAGGUUUGACGGUUCUUCACCAACUGUUUGAGCCAUCCUCCUUUUCCUCAACAGCCCCUAAAAAUAGUGGCACACAUUUUCAGUGAGGUGGUGGCCAGCUGGAGCUUCCAGGAAUGAUGGGGCCAACCCACCGCAGCAGGCCCCCUCGCUGCACCUGACCCAGAAUGGAGCUUAAGGUUUGGGUGGACGGGGUCCAGAGGGUCGUAUGCGGGGUCACCGAGGCAACCACCUGCCAGGAAGUGGUCAUCGCUCUGGCCCAGGCCAUAGGCCGCACUGGGCGCUAUACCCUGGUGGAGCAAUGGCGAGACACAGAGCGCCACCUGGCCCCCCACGAGAGCCCAGUGGCCUCCAUCAACACCUGGGGUCAGUAUGCCGGUGACGUCCAGCUGAUCCUGCACCGCACAGGCCCCUCCCUGACUGAACGCCCCCCUUCCGAGGGGCCCCCGCUUCGAGGCCCGGAACGCGGUCUCCACCGGCAGAGCCUCCCCCCACUUGCCAAGCUCCGCCACCCCAGUGAGCGCUCCCUCUGCCGCCGUGAGCCGCGCCGCAAGUCCCUCACCUUCUCUGGCAGGCCCCGGGGCCUCCGGGACACCCUGAGUGGAGGCCGGGCUUGGGAGGAGAGGGAGGCCGAGGCCAAACGACGUCUCCUACUCCAGGGGAACGGUGGGAACCAGAACCACCACCACCAUGUAGCAGCCGAAGCGGUAGCCCCAGGGGGGGCAGUGUCCCCCGGCAUGUGGACCUGCCGCAUGGAUGACUUGGUCAGACUGGUGGGGCUCCAGAGAGAGACUCUGGGUGUGCUGGAGAACAGGCUGAAGGCCUAUGAGGCUGAGCUGCAGACCUGGGGUGGGGGACGGGGAGAAGGAGGGGGAGAGGAGGUAAGGGGAGCGGCAGGGCUAGUGGAGGAGAUAGUGAGGCUGGAGAGACGACUGAGGAAGAACGAGGUGGAGAUGGAGGAGGAGGAGUUCUGGGCCAGCGAGCUGCAGAUUGAGCUGGAGAGCGAGAGGCAGCUAGAGGACAAGCUUGAGGAGCUAACGGGACGUCUGCAGGGCGCUAAAGUCGACCUGGGGGACAGGAUGGUUCUGGUACAGGGUGUGGAAGCGGGUCUCGAGGAGGAGCGUCUGCGGUGGGAAAGACAGGAGACUCAGAGGGUGAGCGAGGUGGAAGCCAGGGCGCAGUUGCUUAGGGCCCGCACGGAGCUCAAGACCCAGGACAGACAAGCCGUCCAGCUAGAGAGCAGCUGCAGAGCCGUGGACAGGUCCCUGAGCCAGAGUAGCAAGAGAAUGCAGGAGAUGCAGCAUGAGCUGGAGCAGCUGACCAAGGAGCUGAGACAGGUCAACCUGCAGCAGUUCAUCCAGCAGACUGGCACCAAGGUCACCGUGCUGCCAGCCGAGCCCAGUGAGGAUGAGGAGGAGACUACCCACACCGGACAGGGCACAGACUUGGUUCCUCUGUCCGGUUCCCUGAAGCGUCCAGUCUCCUCGAUGCCCGGUCACCUUCGGGUCCUGCAAAGCCCGCUGACAUCUGGCUUGAACCCAGAAGGGAUCUACGUGUAAGAGGACACAGAGGGGGAUAUCUAUGUUCCAUGCCAGCUGGCCCCCUCACUACCAACCUAAAGGUAGCCUGCUUGGUAGUCUGGUCCCAAAACGGUUGUCUUUAGCCAACUCCUCUCCUAUUCACUCCUAGUCAGGAGUUGGUUAUAUACAGAUCUGGGAUAAGACUAGCUCAAGGAUGUAAUAGCAUGAUACUUCAGUAACACUCUCCUGUCAUGGAUAAAGGACCUACACUUACAUAGAGGAUAUGGCUAGAGGCCAUUGUGUACAAGCACUUCUAGUCUCCCACAUGGGACAGCACAUGAUGAUUGCUCCAAUGAUGAAGGGAAGACUAUGGGUAACCUAUCUGACUGCAGGAUGGGGCACUUAGCUUGGAUGAACAGUGUAGAAAACAUUAGGAACACCUGCUCUUUCCAUGACAUAGACUGACCAGGUGAAUCCACGUGGAAGCUAUGACCCCUUAUUGAUGUUAAAUCCACUUCAAUUAGUGUAGAUGAAGGGGAGGAGACAGGUUAAAGAAGGAUUUUUAAUCCUUGAGGCAAUUGAGACAUGGAUUGUGUCUGUGUCCCAUUCAGAGGGUGAAUGGGCAAGAUAAAAGAUGUAAGUGCCUUUGAACGGAACGGGCUAUGGUAGUAGGUGCCAGGCGCACCGGUUUGGGCAUGUCAGGAACUGCAAUGUUGCUGGGUUUUUCACGCUGAACAGUUUCCAGUCUGUAUCAAGAAUCGUCCACAACCCAAAUGACAUCCAGGCAACUUGACACAACUAUGGGAAGCAUUGGAGUCAACAUGGGCCAGCCACAUCUUGUAGAGUCCAUGCCCUGACGAAUUUAGGCUGUUCUGAGGGCAAAAGGGGUGCAACUCAAUGUUAGUAAGGUGUUCCUAAUGUUUGGUACACUCGAUGUAGUUGAAAUAGACAAUAUAGCAACAGACAUAAGAACCAUGUGUCAUAGCCCAAAUGGUUGCCUAUCUAUGGAAACCUUGUGACUAAAAGUGAUGCGUAUUUAUCAUCAUCAUCAUCGCCAUUAUCAUCAUCAUUAUCAUCACCGUUUUCACCCCUUUAAAGUGCAAUUACUUUAUUUUUCAUUUAAAUGAAUUAAGCUCUAAUGUAGCUACAUUUGGACUGCAUUGAGUCAUGGAUGAGAUGUCGAUAUGGUGGCCCUAUGGGGCAAAGUAGCUUUUCAUGGAUUUCUGUUUCUGAAGCAUUUACACUGUGUAUUUAUCAUAUCAAACUUUGACCCUCAGCUCACAUCAACCAACAUGCAGACUGUUUCUGCUCUGUUCUGAUUUUCAUUAUACACUAGGUACAGUACAACAUACAACCAGUGGUUAAAGGUUUUAUUACUGAAGAAAGGAUAGAUGGUAACCUAUGUGUCCAUAAGUGUUAAUAUGUCAAUUAUUGUCAAUAAAUUGAUAUGUCAUAUGCGAUAUGUCAAUUAUUGUCAAUGCAUAUUUCAUAUACAAUGCCUUCGGAAAGUAUUCAGACUCCUUUACUUUUUCCACAUUUUGUUACGUUACAGCCUUAUUCUAAAUGGAUUAAAUAAAACCUUUUCCUCAGCAAUCUACACACAGUACCCCAUGAUGACAAAGCAAAAACAGGUUUGACCCUUUGCUAUGAGACUCAAAAUUGAUCUCAGGUGUAUCCUGUUCCUAUUGAUCAUCCAUGAGAUGUUUCUACAACUUCAUUAUAGUCCACCUGUGGUAAAUUCAAUUGAUUUGACAUGAUUUGGAAAGGCACACACCUCUUUAUAUAAGGUCCCACAGUUGACAGUGCAUUUCAGCAAAAAUCAAGCCAUGAGGUCAAAGGAAUUGUCCGUAGAGCUCCGAAACAGGAUUGUGUCGAGGCACGGAUCUGGGGAAGGGUACCAAAACAUUUCUGCAGCAUCCCCAGGAACACAGUGGCCUCCAUUAAUCUUAUCAAAUUAAAUUGUAUUUGUCACAUGCGCCGAAUACAACAGUGAAACGCUUACUUACAAGCACUUAACCAACAAUGUAGUUUUAAGAAAAUACCUAAACAAAAGUAAUAAAUAAAAGUAAGAAAUAAUUAAAGAGCAGCAGUAAAAUAACAAUAGCGAGGCUAUAUAAAAGGGGUACCGGUGCAGAGUCAAUGUGCGGGGGCACCGGUUAGUCAAGGUAAUUGAGGUAAUAUGUACAUGUAGGUAGAGUUAUUAAAGUGACUAUGCAUAGAUAAUAACAGAGAGUAGCAGCAGCAUAGAAGAGGGAGGCAUUGCAAAUAGUCUGGGUAUGCAUUUGAUUAGAUGUUCAGGAGUUUUGGGGUAGAAGCUGUUUAGAAGCCUCUUUGACCUAGACUUGCCGCUUACCGUGCGGUAGCAGAGAGAACAGUCUAUGACUAGGGUGGCUGGAGUCUUUGACAACAAAAAAAUCUGAAAUGGAAGAAGUUUGGAACCAGCAAGACUCUUCCUAGAGCUGGCCACCCAGCCAAGCUGAGCAAUCGGGGGAGAAGGGCCUUGGUCAGGGAGGUGACCCGAGAACCCGAUGGUCACUCUGACAAAGCUCUAGAGAUCCUCUUUGGAGAUGGGAGAGCCUCCCAGAAGGACAACUAUCUCUGCAGCACUCCACCAAUCAGGCCGUAAUGGUAGAGUGGCCAGACGUAAGCCACUCCUAAGUCAGGAUAUAGGCAAAGAUGAACGGAGCAAAGUACAGAGAGAUCCUUGAUGAAAACCUGCUCCAGAGCACUUAGGACCUCAGACUGGGGGCGAAGGUUCACCUUCCAACAAGACAACGACCCUAAGCACACAGCCAAGACAAUGCAGGAGUCGCUUCGGUACAAGUCUCUGAACGUCCUUGAGUGGCCCAGCCAGAGCCCAGACUUGAACCCGAUCUAAUAACUUUGGAGAGACCUGAAAAUAGCUGUGCAGCGACGCUCCCCAUCCAACCUGAAAGAGCUUGAAAGGAUCUGCAGAGAGGAAUGGGAGAAACUCCCCAAAUACAGGUGUGCCAAGCUUGUAGUGUCAUAUCCAAGAAGACACGAGCCUGCCAAAGGUGCUUCAACAAAGUAUUGAGUUAAGGGUCUGAAUAAGGGUAAAUGUAAUAUUUAAGUUUUUUUAAAUAUAUAUAAAUAAGCAAAUUUUCUAAAAACUUGUUUUUGCUUGAGGUAUUGUGUGUAGAUUGAUAUUUUUUUAAAUUUAAGAAUACGGAUGUAAUGUAACAAUGUGGAAAAAGUCAAGGAGUCUGAAUAAUUUCCGAAUGCACUGUAUGUGAUAUGACAACUGAUCUAUUCACUUAUUGAAAUGGUAGAAUACUGUAGAUAGUAUAAAGCUUGGUCGCUAUUCACAUUUAUUUCCAUUACUGAGGAAGAAGAAGAACUUUGGCAACUGUGUAUGUACUUUACGCAAUAUUGUUAAUGCAACAGUAUUGAAUGAACCGCCAGUGUUCGUUUUCUCUUUUAUCUUGCUCUGACAAUAUGACUAUGUUACUAUGCCAAAAUGUUUAAGCAUAUUCAUCUGUAAAGAAAUGUGACCAAAGAUUAGGUCUUAUUGCAUCUGUUUGGUUUUCCAAAUAGCCAUAUCUGAAUACUUAUUUAAAGCUAAGUGACAGUAAAUCGACUUGUAAGAUCCUAAGAGGGAGUGGUUUGCCUCAAUUGAAAGAUAUGCAACACUGAUAUAAAAGGUCAAACUGAUCUUAGAUCAGCACUCCUACACUGAGACACGUUUAUGAAUACAGGCCCUGGGACCAGGCUAGAGUAGUAGUGCUGCUCUAAGAUCAGUUUGACAUUUUAUAUCAUAAUGAAUACGAUUAUAUGGCCAGAGAAGACCAGUUUUCCCUGUCUUGCCAAUUCCUUGGCAUGACAAUGACCAGAGGAGUUGCCAAAACAGCACAAACUGAUCUGGAACCAGGCUAAUGCAAUACACCACUAAUACACCAUUGACUAAGGGCUUGAUUCAAUCUGUAGCACUGAAGACCUGCACUAUGGAGCGAUUGAAAUUGAAAGGCAAUGUUCCCGUGUUUGUGGAGACUGCAUUUACAUUAAACGCUGCAUAUGUCAUCUCAACCUUUCAAUCGCGCUGUAAAGCGGACCUUCAGCGCUACUGAUAGAAUCAAGCAAUAAAAUCUGAUAAAACAACACUCCAUUUUAGUCUCUGCAUUAAAGAAGAAAUGGGCCAAUUAUUGUUGUACACAAUAUCAUAAUUGCCUUCAAUGUACGGAAUGGCCUGUCUCAUUGGUUUUGAUAAACAAAUGGUUCACUGCUACUCAUCUUUUAAUAAGUUCUUAACAAGUGCCUUAUGCUUAUUUCUACACAUAUACAAAUAAUGUAAAGCUUUACCAGGAAUUAUUCCAACGAUGACCCUGCUCUGUUCUAGCCUGGUCACAGAUGUGUUUGUGCGGUCUUGCUAACUCCUAUAGUCAUUGUUCCGCCAGUGACCACAUGAGUUGGCAAGACAGCACAUACAGAUCUGGGACCAGGCUAGCUGUGUUCAUUGUGUGAGUAAGAUGUUUAUGGAAGAAACAGGUGGUUCGACUUUCAUUUGGGAUAGAUUUAGUUACAGCCUAUAUACUUACCAUGGUUUUAGCAUUCAUUUUCCACCUAAGGUAAAGUGGGUGGCUGUAUAAAAAACACUUGUACGUUUUCAUAGGUUGCUUUGGUCAGUGUUUACAAUUUGAUGUCUUGUGCAUUCCCAUGUUAAGAAAUCAACUGUACAUAGCCACAUGUUUUAUUUUCCUGCAUUAAUUCACAGAAAAUUGUUGAGAGAUGUAUGGAUACAAUUGGCUGCUGAUGUGACAUGGAUUGCAUGAUUAUAAUAAAACGAUAUGACACAUUUUUUGUCAUCUUAUA